AUGCGGUUCUGGCAGGGCCGCGCCUACCUGCUGGUCGGCACCCGCAGGACGUACACCACGCCCCCCACUCCCGCCUAUUUGUUCGUCUGCGAGGACCCCGCGGACCUGACCAAUUGCCAGGACGCUACGACCGCGAGCGCGCUGCUAUCGGAGCCCUUCGGGAUCGAUUUUGCCUCGAUCAACGGCACCGACUUCAUGUUUGUCGCGGACCGCGAGGCCGACAUCGGCACCAACGUCGGCUACGUCUUGGUGUGCCGCAUGGACCCCGCGACGGGCCUGCCGGCGGCCGGCGGCUGCUCCAAGGAGCUCGGCCGCGACCCCGACGGCACCACGAUGGGCGCCCCCGGGGAGUACAUGGCGCAGCCAAAUGACGUGAAGUUCUCCAACGGCAAGGCGUACAUCCCCUGCCGGGGGAACUACAAGGCCGUCGUGGUCUGCGACGUCGGGCCCGCGGGCGAGCUCCUCAACUGCGCGACCAACACCGCGGAGGGCACCCUGACGGAAGGCAACUCGGUGACAUUCUUCGAUGGGAGGGUGUACAUCACUGGCACUCUGUCGGGCGACAACCGCAUCACGAUCUGCCAAGACCCGGUUGGGCUCACCAACUGCUCGAUGUCCCACGCGCCCAGCACCUUCGGCCCCCUUGUUAGUGGCUUCGGCAUGUACAACUCUGUCUGGGACGUGUCGUUCAGCGGCGCGCAUGCGUACAUGACCAAGCUCAGCAACCCCCUGGUUGUCUGCCAGAAUCCCGCCGACCUGACCUUGUGCUCGACUGUGGACGCGACAGACGCGACCAGCCUGGGGGCCAUCGGCACGUCGCAGAUCAAUUCGCCACUCCGCCUGCAGGUGUGGCCGUACUAA
Molecule: messenger RNA, 861 nt
Organism: Monoraphidium neglectum
Lineage: Eukaryota; Viridiplantae; Chlorophyta; Chlorophyceae; Sphaeropleales; Selenastraceae
Exons: 2
Coding region: 1-861 (286 amino acids)
Source: RefSeq, a predicted model, not a curated record